Molecule: messenger RNA, 3360 nt
Organism: Polypterus senegalus (gray bichir)
Lineage: Eukaryota; Metazoa; Chordata; Cladistia; Polypteriformes; Polypteridae
Gene: pold2
Product: polymerase (DNA directed), delta 2, regulatory subunit
Exons: 11
Coding region: 154-1560 (468 amino acids)
Biological process (GO): DNA strand elongation involved in DNA replication; DNA replication
Cellular component (GO): delta DNA polymerase complex
Molecular function (GO): DNA binding
Source: RefSeq, a predicted model, not a curated record
GGAUGUCAAAGAUUGCAGCAUGGGAUGGCGGGAGAGCGCGCACACUCAAUGUUGUGACUGAGGUUAAGCGAGCCGAGCAACGGGGAGUUUAUUAGACGUCUUAAUAAAAGAGCAGGGGAAUAUCGUACACGUACAUAAUACAGUGUUUCAGCCAUGUUUUCAGACAUUUCUUCUCUUAGAGGUUUGACCUUAUUAUCCAUGCCAGCAACAGAGGGACCUGUUUUCACCAGGGAAAUUUCCUCCUCCUUUGUUAACCAGUCAGAUCGUUACAAGUCAAGUGACCGAACGUUUAACCGCCAGUAUGCCCAUAUCUACGCAACACGACUUAUUCAGAUGCGUCCAAUUCUGACAGAGCGGGCCCAGCAGAAGUGGGGUCAUUCUGUGCCAGUGCGGAGACUUUGUGACAUCCAAAUGGGUGAGCAGUGUUGUAUAGUAGGAACCAUUUUCAAGCACAUGGAACUUCAGCCAUCAAUCCUUCGAGAGAUCAGUGAGGAGCAUAACCUGUUGCCCCAGCCGCCAAGAGCAAAAUAUAUCGACCAGUCAGAUGAAUUAAUUUUAGAAGAUGAACUACAGAGAAUAAAACUGGAGGGAGCCAUUGAUGUCCAGAAGUUUUUCACAGGAAGUGUCAUUGUAGUAUUUGGAUCAGAAAAGAAUGAUGGAAAGUUCAUGGUUGAAGAUUACUGCACAGCAGACCUUCCACCACAACGGAUCCGGCCUGAUUUAUGUAAAGACAGUUUUGUUCUUAUGGUCUCAGGACUUGGUUUAGGGGGUGGUGAUGCAGACUCCCUAAUGGGUCUUCAGCUACUGGUGGAUAUGGUGACUGGGCAGUUGGGGGAUGAAGGUGAGCAGAAUGGAGCAGCAAAAAUCUCACACGUUGUGCUGGCGGGCAAUCUUUUGAGCCAUAACACUCAGGGAAAAGAGUCUCUUGGCAAGGCUAAGUAUCUGACCAAGAAGACACAAGCUGGAAGUGUUGAGGCAGUCCGAAUGCUAGAUGAAAUUUUAGUGCAAUUAGCUGCUUCUGUUCCAGUUAGCGUUAUGCCAGGUCAGUUUGAUCCAACAAAUUACACCCUGCCCCAACAGCCUCUUCAUCGAUGCAUGUUUCCAUUGUCCUCUGUCUACCCCACACUACACCUGGUCAGCAAUCCGUUUCAGGCAGACUUUGAUGGACUUCGGUUACUUGGUACAUCUGGGCAGAACGUGAGUGACAUCUACAAAUACAGCAAUAUGAAGGAUUACCUAGACAUACUUGAAAGCACUUUAAGAUUAAGCCAUUUGGCUCCCACUGCUCCCGAUACACUCGGUUGCUACCCUUUUUAUAAUAAGGAUCCGUUUAUUUUAGAAGAAUGUCCAUACAUCUACUUCUGUGGCAAUGCACCAACGUUUCAGUCCAAACUAAUAACAGGUGCUGAUGGUCAGGAAGUUUUGCUAGUUGCUGUACCAGAAUUCUGCAAGACCCAGACUGCCUGUCUCAUUAACCUUCGUACCCUGGAAUGUGAGCCAAUAAGCUUCUCUGCAUUUUCGACCGAGGAUGAGGAAGGGGAAAUGGACAUCAGUCACUGAUUUACUAGAAGGACAGCAAACCACAUCACACAUGAAAGAUCAAUUCUACGUGAGCAGUUUGGAGUCACAUUUGGAAUUUGGUGCUGAUUUUGCUUGUUAAUUGGAAAGUUCUUGUGAACAGAGGUGGACAACUGUUUUAGGGCAAAACACACAAUGCAGGAGGUUAAAAGGAAAAAUGGAGUAACAGGUACAGAAUAUUCUUCUGUCGGCUUCACCAGAAUAGCAGGUUGUAGUCUGGAAAUGUGUCUGAUUUAUCAGCCCCCCAAAACACUGUUAAAGACACUGAACUUUUAGGGUCUUUUCAAAUAUCUUUAUCUUAUUGACCAGUUAGAGAAAAUCUGCAUUGUCUGUCUGUGAUGGUGAGUGGCACUUCUGUAUAGCAGCAGGUUGUUGUUGUUUCUUACCCCAUACAGCUGAAUAACUCGCUGCUCAGAUAUUCUGUAUGCAGUACAUUUUUUGUUAUUCUGCUUUAAUCUGUGUAGCCUGGUUUGGCCUUUUUGGUGGUCUUCCUUUGAGUGACGCUUUCCAUUGUCUUGACAAUCAAACUCCAAGUUUCAAAUGCACACACAUCGUAACUGCUGUUGUUAAUAUUCAGGAUGGUGUCUGUGGACACGUUCGGCACAAUGCACUAGUUACAGUUUACCUGCCCUGUCACUUAACCAAAAGAUUUUUAGAUUUUAAUUUCCAUGUGAAAGGUCAAAAGAGUAAAUAAGUUUCAUUCAAAUGCACCCAAUUAGUUAUUCUCCUCAGUUUCUCCUUUCCUAACUGAAUAAGACCAUUAAAGAAAUGGGUAAGUGUUCCUUAAAAGCGGUGUUGUCAUCUUACAGAGCACAUCCUGGCAUUUUGCUUUGUUUUCUUCCAUCACAUCAUUGGGGGCCUUCCUUCAUUUUUAUUAUCUUUCCAUUUAUAAAUUCUCCCAUUGUUGUUAAUAGAUGUUGUUUAGUUUUUUUUUUCUUUGAUGUGCCAUCUUGUGUAUCGUCAUUUAUGGAUUAAAAGCAAAUGUAAUAGGCCAGUAAUUAAGUCAAACAGAUCCUAUAUUUUUAUAUCUGAUUUUUAUGCAGGCUUUCAGAAAUAUGGAGUUGUUUGUGAGAUGCAUUGAAAUAUAAGAUUAUAUUCUGGAGUUGAAUCUGUCAAUGGUUUAGAGUUAAAAUGUAUCGUUUUUUCUACAGUGAGGCUUACACAGUUUGUAUUUGUAUUUGUGUGUGUAUAUCAUUACUAUACAUGAAAAGAAUUCCUAGUGCUCAUUUUUAAUAUUUCACAUUUAAACUUUAUCUUAUUCCACUUAACUGUUUUCAGUGUAGACCAAAUCUAUUCAGCUACAGUCUUCUCCACAGAGUAGGGUUCCCCUUAACUGACUAAGGCAAGUGGGCAAGAAUAAACAUUUUAGGUGGUGUCUAUUAGGACACGAAUGUGGGUGCUGACCUGUCCUAACCACUGGGGGGCUGAAACACAAAUAAUAAUCCAACACCAAUAACGAUCCUCAAGCUGGUAAAGCAUAAGGACUGCAGCUCUCGGUGACUGCAUUGCUAAAAGCCCAUUUAAUUCUAAGCAUAUGUCAAAUGGGCUUGCAUUAAAACUCUGCAAAUGUAUCGUCCUUCAUUGUUCACCUCCAUCUUAAAAUAUGACUGAUUACACUCCUCACAUUACCUCCUGGCUCGAUAUAUAAAUUCUUCAUAGUCGGUCUCUACCUGGAAAAACUGACAUUGUUUGUUGAUUGAUUGAUUGAUUGAUUGAAUGGUGAAAUUGCAUUCUUUGUGUACAUCUCGAGCAUACAAUAAACAGGAAUCAUUUUGUAAGGUU